UUUCUGCCAUUUCUACACAAUUUGGAGUGUCAGCUACAUACUUGUUACUUUAUUCCUUGUAAAUUCCACUCUUUUUUACUAAUUUCUCAUUUUAAAAUAUGGCCAUUAUGACAUUAUUGGGCCAGUUUGCAAGAGUUCUACUACUACAUGGGUACUGUUAAUCAACUAAAGAGCACUAACAAAACACUACAGUAUUUGCAGUUCUAUGGUCUGGUGAAACAAUUAUAAUACCUAAAAGCAAAAUAUUAUGAAGGUUUUUGAAAUAAAAAUUGUGGAAUCCUCAAAGAGUAUCAACACUGAAGAUCCGAUGAAAUUGGGGAGGUGUAACCGGAAACAUUUUUAGGAUGGAUGUAAGAGUAACAGUUUGAUAAUGGAUUGCAGCAGUACAGUAAUUAGGACCAAGUGAGUUUUUUGCUGGAACAUACAGUUUCAAUGAUUAGAAGCAUAUAAUAGGCCUACAAGCAAGGAUUUAGAACCACAUGAAUGUCUAGGAGAUGAGAGCACAAUCAUUGACAAAUACAUUUCACUUUCUAAAUCAGCUCAAUGUUGUCUUAUAUGGGAGAUUAUACAUUAAUAGCAAACAAACCGAAAAUACAAAUACAUGAUGAACAUUGCAAAUAACUGGCACUAAAACAGUCAUAAAUUUCACAAAGUGGACUAAAACUCGAUAACAGCUCGACAUGGGGGAACAUUCACAAUGUACAUGCACAAAUAAUCGCCAGAAAAAAUUAGAUAAGGAAUUUGCAAGAAACACGACAUGUCAUGGAUUAUCACGAUUAGAACAGGCCCAGAAUCCUACGAUGAAAAUAUUCUGGACAUUAGCAGUUUUGCUAUGUUUCGGUCUACUGUUUUGGCAGGUGUCUGUCCGAGUCAUCACAUAUUUUGAGAAUAAAUCAAGCACGAAUAUAGAGAAAGUUUACAACAUAAUGCAAAACUUUCCCGCUGUAACAAUUUGUGAUUACAACAGAUACAGGACUCCAAAUAUGACAGAAGCAGACAAGUACCUUCUAUACACUAUACCCAAUCUCAUAUACAAAUCAUCACUGGAAGGUGUUGAUGUUUCUGAAUUACUAGAAGAAUAUGAGUACAACAUUACAGCAGGUUAUCCAGGAGGAUACAAUUUGAAAGAAGUAGAAGAAAGGGUCUCAUGGAAUAUGAAUGAAAGUCUCAUACUAUGUUUGUUUGAUGGGAUACCUUGUUACUCUAAAACAAAGAUAUUUACUCCAGUAUUCACUGACUUUGGCCUUUGCCAUACAUUCAACAUAGAUGGCUCUAUUAACUUUACCCAAUGGGACAUAGGUGCUGGGCAUGGGCUUCGUCUGAUGCUGGACAUGAAAACUGAAGAAUAUGGAGAAAAUUUUUACGAUUUAGAAUUAGCCCGAAUGGAAUCUGGUAUAAAAUUCUAUGUCCACCCUGCAUAUGAGCCUCCAGAUAUGAAGGCCAAUGGUCAAAGUGUUUCACCAGGAUUGCAUGCUUUUGCCAGCAUCAAAACAGAACUGACUGUAACAGAAGAGCCACCAUAUGGGCACUGCAACAAAUCUGCCUCAUUGCAGUUUUACCCAAGGUAUACCUACAGUGGAUGUAUGCUGGAAUGUAUGAGAGAUCUGAUGCUAAAAAUGUGUAACUGUACACCUAGUUACAUACCCGGCAACAAUGCGCAGUGUUCAUUUACAACCACCAAUACAUGUAUACAGGAAGUCAAAGAGAUCACCCGGAGAACAUUUGCAUGCUUCCAUUGUACUCAGCCAUGUGAAGAGAUUGUAUAUCCUACCAGUGUUUCCUAUGCCACGUUCCCAACAGAGGGAAUAGGGGAGAAAAUAGCUAGCCAAUAUAACACCACAACAGAGAAUAUCAAGAAGAACCACCUGAUGUUGGACAUCUACUUCACUGACCUAUACAAUCAUACCAUCACUAUCACACCUGCAGUGACACCAACAGGACUACUAAGUGACAUUGGUGGCCAAAUGGGACUGUUUGUUGGGAUCAGUGUCCUGACUGUUAUAGAGUUCCUUGAAUACUUUGUUAAGAGAUGCUACUACAUGUGCUCCAAUACUGAUCCAGAGACAGAGAAUGGCAGAGGACAGGACAAUCAAGUCAAUGCAUCCUCUGAUGUGGAAAAACUAGAAUUGGAAAAUAUGGAGAUGAGAAACUAAAAAGGAAAAAUGUAACUUCCCAGAGUAAGAAAGACUGUCAAUGUGUGUUACAAAUCAUUCUACACUAUCAAACUAAAUACAUUGUAUAUAAAAUGAGGCUCUCCAUGCAGAACACCACCCAAGUGGAACUUCUGUACAGCUCCUACUGUAAUAAACAUUCUUUCUUCAUUACCACAGAAAAGUAUUGUAUUUGAUUAAUAGCUCUUGUAUUUUGGUCCAUCAUAAUUAGAACUUAUUUCUUGAGGUUUAUGAAAAAUAUUGUUAAUAUUUUACUGGUAAGAUUAAAGCAUGAAAUGAAUUUUAUUUCCUUGACUUAUCUAUGGUAUGGUAUGCUUUAGAAGGUAGAAAUAUACAUCAAUAAUAUUUGAGCUAAAUAACAUAAGAGAAUGAGAAUUUUGGGAUUUACAAUUCCAGAUAUGUGAUCCUAAAUUAGAUACCAUUUAUCAAAAAAAAAGUUGUUACCUAGAUUAAUGUAACAUUUCCUAAAAAGUUUGGUAGAAAUAUUAUGAUUCUAGAGGAUGUAUUCUACCAUAAUAUCUAAAUGUCCAAAUGAAAA
Molecule: messenger RNA, 2709 nt
Organism: Owenia fusiformis
Lineage: Eukaryota; Metazoa; Annelida; Polychaeta; Sabellida; Oweniidae
Source: the annotation of a GenBank genome assembly